Molecule: messenger RNA, 1389 nt
Organism: Lampris incognitus (smalleye Pacific opah)
Lineage: Eukaryota; Metazoa; Chordata; Actinopteri; Lampriformes; Lampridae
Gene: ism1
Product: isthmin 1
Exons: 6
Coding region: 16-1389 (457 amino acids)
Biological process (GO): negative regulation of angiogenesis
Source: RefSeq, a predicted model, not a curated record
GGCCGCGUCAGGAGGAUGGUGCGGCUGGCGGCGGAAGUCCUGCUGCUCCUCGGACUCCUCCUCCUCACCUUACACAUCACGGUGCUGCGGAGCAGCCCGCUGGCCCCGGGGAACGACACCUGGAGCUCGGAGCAGAAGGAGCCUGCGCUGGAGGAGAACACGUUAAAUGCGAGAAGCAGCUCGGCUGACCAGCUGGCCCCUAAGGACCGGAGGUCUGGUACAGAGCAUCGGUCGGCCCGCCAGCCCGCCACCCUCCCCUGGGCACGCGGUGUGGGAGGAGGCCUACAGAGGGACGGCCCUGGAGCGUUCCUCCUAGACCUGCACAACUUCCCAGACCUCUCCAAAGCUGACAUCAACGGGCAGAAUCCCAACAUACAGGUGACCAUCGAAGUGGUGGACGGCUUCGAGGACCCCGAGCCAGAGAAGGGCCUCCACAAGGAGAGCAAACCCAAAACCAGCUGGAGAAACUGGUGGUCUCACUCGUCGUCCACCUCCUCCUCCUCAACCCCCCGUCAAACAGAGGAGCAGGAGCGCAGCUACGGGAGCAACGCUGAGGAUAGCAACUUCCUGCGGCCAUUGGGGGAAUGGGACAGGAGAGGAGGCGCAGGAGGAGGCAGCAAAGCUCAGAAUGAAUAUGACUAUAUUGAUGGGGACGGGGACUGGAGUAACUGGUCGCUUUGCAGUGUCACGUGUGGAAAUGGAAACCAGAAGAGGACCAGGUCCUGUGGUUACGCCUGCACCGCCACUGAGUCGCGCACUUGCGAUAUGCCCAAUUGCCCAGGAAUCGAAGAUGCCUUUAAGACGGCGGCCACUGAAGUGAGCCUGCUGGCCGGAACAGAUGAAUUCAAUGCCACGGAGCUCUUUGGUGUCGACACGGACAGCUGUGAGCGGUGGAUGAACUGCAAGAGCGACUUCCUGAAAAAGUACAUGACCAAGGUGGCCAACGACCUCCCCAGCUGCCCCUGCGCCUACCCGACCGAGGUGGCGUACAGCACGGCCGACGUGCACGACGCCACCGCCCGCCGGGACUUCCGCUGGAAGGACGCCAGCGGGCCCAAAGAGAAGCUGGAGAUCUACAAACCCACGGCGCGCUACUGCAUCCGCUCCAUGCUCACGCUGGAGUCCACCACGCUGGCUGCGCAGCACUGUUGCUACGACGACGGCAUGAAGCUGAUCACGCGCGGCAAGGGGGCCGGCACGCCCAACCUCAUCAGCACCGAGUUCUCGGCCGACCUGCACUACAAGGUGGACAUUUUGCCCUGGAUCAUCUGCAAGGGAGACUGGAGCCGCUACAACCAGGCCAGGCCGCCAAACAACGGACAGAAGUGCCCCGACAAUCCCCAGGAUGAGGACUAUUACAAACAAUUUGAGGAAGCCAGGGAAUUUUAG